AUGAAAUAUCUAGUCGUUUAUCUUUCUUCGUUUGCUAUUUUCGUCGUAGCAGACCAACAUUUAAAUAGCAAUGGUCCGUUUGGGAAACGCCAUUCAGUACAUGAUGAACCAAGCCCACAUUCUUGUAAUCGAGGUUCCGGCUUAAUUCUAUCUUCGGCUUUCUCAACACUUACGACUGUAACGACUUUAAAUGUAUCAACUACAGUCUAUGUUAGCAAUGAGCAGGUCAAUGUAACUUGGACACCCAUGACAGCUCCCUGUAUUGAUGAUUUUAUUGGUAUUUAUUCUGGUGAAAUUCCUCUUGAUAAAGCUUGUGAUUAUUUUGAUUAUGAAUUUACUAAAUCUGAAAAAACCAACAGUAUUUCAUGGCAGAUGAUUAAUCUACGGCGUCCACUUCAAUUUCGUUAUUAUUCACGUGAUCAUGCUUGUUCAGGCAAUUAUUCAUUAGUAGCUCAAUCAGUCUUAAUAGAACCCCUUAAUUAUAAUGAACCUACACAAAUUCAUUUAGCUUAUGGUGAUCGACUCGAUCAAAUAUUUGUUUCCUAUUUAACUAAUUCGUCACAAUAUACUCCGCAAUGUCAAUAUGGAUUAAAUCCAUUAUCAUUGGAAUUUCAUCAAAAUGGAACAACAACAACAUAUACAGCAUCGGACAUGUGUGAAGGAAAAGCAAAUAUAUCGGGCCCACAAACAUUCAUCGAUCCAGGAUACAUGCAUACAAUUUUACUAGAAGAUCUCCAACCAGGAACAAUCUAUUACUAUCGAGUUGGUAACGAUGAACUUGGUUGGUCAGCCGUCUAUUCGUUUACAAAUCGUCCGGCAGAUAAAAAUCAAGGUGUAACAUUAAUCGCUUUCGGUGAUAUGGGUUUAUCACCAGUGGAACCCGGUGCAAAGUCAACUGUUGCUCGAGUAACAACACAAGUCUUAUCAAAAAACAUUACUUGUUUAUUACAUAUUGGUGAUAUUAGUUAUGCUCGUGGUAUUGGUGCUCUAUGGGAUGCAUUUAUGACUCAAAUACAGCCAAUAGCAGCUCGUGUACCUUAUAUGGUUGGUAUUGGUAAUCAUGAAUAUGAUCAUGUUACAGGAGGCAAUAAAGAUCCAAGUGGUGCUCCUGGUCCAGGAGGAUUUCGACCAGGAUGGGGUGACUAUGGUACUGAUUCAGGUGGUGAAUGUGCUGUUCCUAUGGUUCAUCGAUUUCAUUCACCAUCGAAUGGUAAUAGUCUAUUUUGGUAUAGUUUUGAUGUUGGUGCAGUACAUGUAGUUUACUAUUCAACUGAACAUGAUUUCCGUCGAUCAUCACCACAAUAUGCAUGGAUUGAACAAGAUCUUCGUUUAGUUAACCGUUCUCGUACCCCAUGGCUCAUUGUUGGUUCACAUCGACAAAUGUAUACAUCAGAAUUAGAAUCGAUUGAAGAACAUGAAAUAACAAUGAUGCUACAAUUGUACCUAGAACCAUUAUUCUAUCAAUAUCGUGUCGACGUCAAUCUUUUUGCACACCGACAUUCAUACGAACGAUCAUGUCCAAUGUAUCAAAAGAAAUGUGUAGCAGAUGGUAUAACGCAUGUAUUAAUUGGUAUGGCUGGUCAAAACUUGGAUACCGGCGUUUAUUCGAGUGUGCCAUGGAGUCAAUAUCAUGAUCAACAAUUUGGAUAUACAACAAUAUUUGCCAAUCAAACGUAUUUACAUUUUACAUAUUAUCAUGAUAGUGACGAUAGCAUUGCUGAUCAAUUUGUGCUAACAAAAUAA
Messenger RNA from Rotaria socialis, 1743 nucleotides. Lineage: Eukaryota; Metazoa; Rotifera; Eurotatoria; Philodinida; Philodinidae. The record is from the annotation of a GenBank genome assembly.